AUGCGUUUCACUCUCGGUAUGAUCUCUGCUGCUUUGCUGGCUACUGCUGUCUCUGCGGCUCCCGCUUCAGUUUCUGGCUCUGGUUUGGUUGAUGCCUCCAUGUUUGAGGAACUCAACCUCAUGUCUGCCUCUGAUGUUUCUUAUGCUGAAAAUACCGUCUCUGCCUCUGCCUCUGCUCAAAAUGACGCUUACUCGGUUGCCAUGGCUGAUUUCAAUCUUCUCGUAGCUUCCGCUUCCGUUGCUGAUGCUGCCUCUGCUUCUGUCGUUGCCGAUAGCUUCUUGCAAAAGCGUUAUGCUGAUCACGAUGAUGACGAUAAGGAUGAUGAUGACAAGCACGACGAUGAUGACAAGGACAAGGACGAUGAUGAUGAGGACGAGGACGAGGAUGACGAGGAUGAUGAUGAUGAGGACUACGAUGAUGACAAGGACGAUGAUGACAAGGACGAUGACAAGGACGACGAUGAACAUGAUGAUGAUGAUGAUGAUGAGGACUACGAUGAUGACAAGGAUGAUGAUGAACAUGAUGACAAGGAUGAUGAUGACAAGGAUGAUGAGGAUGAGGAUGAUGAAUAUGAUGAUGAUGAAUAUGAGUACAAGGACUACCACAAGGACUACCGCAAGGACUACCGCAAAGACUACCGCAAGGACUACCACAAGGACUACCACAAGGAUGGCCGCAAGGAUGACCGCAAGGGAGACCGCAAGGAUGACCGCAGCGAAAAUGUCCGUAAUGGUGAAUCGAAUCUGAACAACCGUAAUGGUAACUUGAAUCUGAAUAGCCCCAAUGGUAAUUUGAAUCAGAAUAACCCCAAUGUCUUUGUCUACCACACUGUCAUUGCUAGACCUCUUGAAGUCGCAACUUUAACCGCAGCCACUGGCACUGUCACCAACUUUGCUACUCAAGUAGUAGAGGCUACUGUUACUACUACCGUUAGUGGAACCAGACUCCUUGACCUCCCCUUCUUGACAGUUGCUUAA
Mucor velutinosus is the source of this 978-nucleotide messenger RNA. RefSeq lists its product as uncharacterized. Bases 1 to 978 code for a protein of 325 amino acids. The record is from RefSeq and is a predicted model, not a curated record. Lineage: Eukaryota; Fungi; Mucoromycota; Mucoromycetes; Mucorales; Mucoraceae. The transcript has a single exon.